Messenger RNA from Oreochromis niloticus (Nile tilapia), 2053 nucleotides. It is a transcript of the gene leap2, whose product is annotated as liver-expressed antimicrobial peptide 2. Gene Ontology annotation, biological process: defense response to bacterium; antimicrobial humoral immune response mediated by antimicrobial peptide. The record is from RefSeq and is a predicted model, not a curated record. The coding region runs from base 340 to 660 and encodes 106 amino acids. The transcript is spliced from 3 exons. Lineage: Eukaryota; Metazoa; Chordata; Actinopteri; Cichliformes; Cichlidae.
GGGGUGGACACUGCAUGGACUGUGACUCCCUCUCCCGCCCUCACUGCUCUCCCUCUCCAGGGAUCAGGCCCUGACUAUAUAACAGAGAGCCGAGCCCUCCUGAAGUUCGCUAAGUCAGGCUCACUUGCAAAGACUUAUAGGUUCCAGAUUCACUUCUUCUCACUUCUGGAAGUUGGUAGGGGAGCUUGAGUCCUCCACAAAGUCUUGGAAAUCAGGGAAACCACCAGGUUGAGGCUCAGCAACAUAGCUAAAGAGAAAGAAAGAAAGAAAGAAAGAAAGGACGAUAAAAGCAAAGAAUCUCCGUAGACUUACCAGCAAACAUCCCGGUCCACUGGAAAGAUGCAGAAGACAGGCUUCUUCACCCAAAAGAAAGCAGCAGCAGCACUGUGCAUUGUCCUGUUAAUGGUGGCUCAACAGGUGUGUGCAGGUCCUUUGGUUUCACAGGACCUGUCCAGCUUCCUCCAGAGUGCAGAUCUAAGGGGGUCAGAUGUCGUCCAUGCUCCAAGGAGGAUAGCCCGGAUGACCCCGCUGUGGCGGAUCAUGAACAGUAAACCCUUCGGAGCAUACUGCCAAAACAACUAUGAAUGCUCCACAGGGCUCUGCAGGGCAGGACACUGCUCCACGAUGAACCGUUCGGCAUCGCAGCCGGUGAACUAUUAGACGUCCGAGGACACAACCAGCAUGUUCAACUGACGGGUUCUGAUAACUGGGAGAUCAGCUUACCCAGGCUUCUUCUUCUCCUUCUUUUACUUCUUUAUUUUAAAUCAGAAUUUGUAUUUAUUUUCCAGUAAAAUGAUAUCUAAAUUUUUUAAAUGCACCUGUCAGGCAGCUACUGCUCCACCUGAUGCAUUUCAAAUUGGGAAUUGUCAGGCCUUUCAAACCUUAAGCAUUUGAUGACAGUUUAACCACACAGAAAGUUGUAUUUCUGCAACUACUGAGCUUUUUUUUAUUAUUAUCUCUUUGUCCUACUAGUUACCCUGGCCUUGAACUGAUCCCACAGCUGAUAUAACGACGCUCGAUAACAGCGUUUCAUUUACAACCCAUUCCUUCACAAAUAUCAUAAAACAGCAAAACAUUUUUAAAGGAAAUUUGUAAUUCUGUAACUCUGAGCAGAUGCGUAGUUUCCACAUUUUUAUGACUGAGAUGUAACUGGUCGUGUUUUCUAGCGUGUGAUAAACUCAGAUUUUUAAUGAUACAACUUUAUCAGAAGUAAAUUAAACAAGGAGCUGUGCAGCAAUGCCUUCUAGAAACUCCUCACCCUUACUUUUUUUUAAUACUCGUAGUCAUAAUUUCUGUCCCCUUAAUAACUGGACCAGCCUAGUUUAGUCCAAGGUUAAAUUAAAAGGUUAAAUGUAAAUGAAGGAUAAACCAAUAGAGAACAAAUGACGUGGAGCUGACCUUUGGCCUUUGAACACUACUUACUGUUGGGCGUUUUACAUAAAGCAAUGUUUGUUUUAGAAAUCUUAAAAAUAUGAAUGAACAUAACUCAAGCAUUGGCCACAGAGCCAAACAGGAAUGCAAAACAAAGUAGCGGAAAUGGCAUAAAAGGGGAUGGUAUAAAAACUGAGAAGAGGUGGAGCAAUGUCUUUAUGGAUUCAAGAUAAAAGUUAUUUAAAGUACACUCAGGUUCUUGACAAAAGUUUUAAACACAGUUGGAUUAACUAACAGUUUCUGUAAUGCUGAUUCUGGUAUUUUAUUUAUUUUAUCUUUUUUUUAAAUGUCAAAAUGUGCCCAUUUUCAUUUAGUAUUUUAAACUCAGUUUAGGAUAUUUCACUUUUUUGUUUUGUCCCAUAACUGUUUGGGGUUUUUUUUGUUUUGCUUUUUAAAAAAAAAAGAUUUAAAGCAGGAACGUUAUGACGUCUACAUGCUCAAACAAUCUUAAAUCUGCAAAGUCUCAACGUUGAGCUACCUGAUGGGCUGAGUGUACAAAUACUGGGAAGAGAUUCCUCACUAUGAGCUGCACAGCCUUGUUUUUUUAUUUGCACAUCUAUGAAAUCCUGAAAUUUAAGAGGCGGUUGUAGCUUUAGCUUCAACUCACCUGCAGUUUACUUCA